AUGAAAAAUUGGUUCAAAAAGACAGAGGUCAUUGUUAUUGGUCUCUUGGCUUUACUGUGCUUAGAUAAAGCGCAGGCUACUCAGCAAAAUGAUAUCGGCUUUAUAGACAUAACACCCAACUAUGACUUAGUGUCGCCUUUUCGUUUAAAGGGAACCAAGGAAGACGAGUGUCCUCCUUGUUUCAACUGUAUGCUGCCUGGUUUUGAGUGCCUUCACUUUGCUAAUUGUUCCGAAUACGAUGGCAAGUGUAACUGUCCUCCUGGUUUUGGUGGAGAGUCUUGUAAACAACCUCUAUGCGGUGGUUUAGAUGAAGGAAGAAACCGAUAUCCUAGAGAAAACGGAACAACUUGUGAUUGUCCUGAUGGUUGGGAAGGCAUUAAUUGUAAUGUAUGUACAAGUGAUUCUGUGUGUGAUUCCCUAGUGCCCACAGGUACUAAUGGUACUUGUUAUCGUGGUGGUCUUACUGUAUAUGAAAAUCACCAAAUGUGUAAUGUUACGAAUCGCAAGAUUUUAGAUCAACUCAAGGAUCAAAUACCCCAAGUUACUUUCUCUUGUAACAAGAAUCAGGCUACUUGUGACUUCCAAUUCUGGGUGGAUCAAAUUGAGUCGUUUUAUUGUCAUUUAGACAAGUGCGCUUUUGAUCAAACUCACGAAUAUGACAAAAACACAACAAAAUACAGCUGCGAAACAAUUGACUGUCGUUGUAUUCCUGAUGAAAUGCUGUGUGGAAAAGAUGGAUCCAUUGAUCUUACAGAUUUACUCAAAGAUGAAAUCAAGGGCCCUGCUUCUUUCAAAUGUAACGGCAAAGAUUGUGCAUUUUCUGAACCUGCCAUGGACGAUUUAAUUUCAGCAGUCUUUGGUGAUGACUCCAUUUUCUUGUCAUGUAAUUCAGGUGAAUGUCUUCACUACACCAUGGUUCCAGGAUUUGAACGUGGAGAAAGACCUAUCAACUGGGUGAUGAUUGGAAGUGGGUUAGGCGGCGUUACAGUAUUUUUGAUCAUAGUUUCGUCUAUUGUGAACUAUCUUGCUCGAGACUCCACCAAGCAUACUCAAAUUCAAUUGGCUGAUGAUGAAGCAGGAAAAUUAAUGUCAGAACAUACACCUGUCGAUCUCACUUUUCACAACAUUGGCUAUACACUACCUACAACAAAAAAACCCAUUCUCGAGAAUGUCACAGGUAGAGUAGAAUCAGGUCAAGUCAUGGCUAUCAUGGGUCCUUCUGGUGCAGGCAAGACUACACUGUUAGAUAUCCUUGCCAAUCGUACAAAAUCAGGUCAGGUUGCUGGUCAGAUUUAUGUGAAUGGUCGUCCCAUCGCUCGUGAUGCCUAUGCUACACUUAUUGGCUAUGUAGAUCAGGAAGACAUUAUGAUUCCCACAUUGACUGUUUAUGAAACUAUCCUUUACUCUGCUUUACUGCGUUUACCUCGAUCCAUGAGUAAUGAAGCAAAAAAAUUUAGAGUGAUGGAAGUCAUGCAAGAGCUGAAUAUUGAUAGCAUAAAGGACAGCAAGAUUGGACAUGCAGACGAUCGCUCAAUUAGUGGCGGUGAACGCAGAAGAGUUGCAAUUGCUUGUGAAUUGGUGACCUCACCCUCAAUUUUAUUCUUGGAUGAACCUACAAGUGGUUUGGAUGCGUACAAUGCGUACAAUGUGAUUGAAUGCUUGGUUACUUUGGCACGCAAUUACAAGCGUACAGUUGUCUUUACUAUUCAUCAGCCAAGAUCUAAUAUCGUCACAUUAUUUGAUCAUUUGGUCUUGUUGGCUAAGGGGCACACUAUUUACUCUGGAUCUCAAGCCCAUACACAAGGAUACUUUAGUUCUAUUGGCUACAGCUGCCCAUCUGGUUUCAAUAUUGCGGAUUAUUUGAUCGAUUUAACAAUGGGCGCUAUCAAACAAGAUGGCCAUGAAAUCAGUUCUCAAGCAGUAAAUGUUAUUGUAGAAGAUGGGGAAGAUGCAGUACAAAAUAACACCGAUGGGCUCACACCUCAUUUGCGAAAACUAACUCAACAAUACGAACAAAGUUCAGUUGGCACUGAGUUACGUGAAGAAGUUCAGCAACUCUUAUUGGAUCAGAGCAGUGCAAGCAGUAGUAACGAAGUUGAAUCAGGUGAUACAACUAUCAUUACUUCACACAAACGACCCAGUUGGCUCACUCAAUUCCAUAUUUUAUCAUCAAGAACAUUCAAGAAUCUUUACCGUAACCCUAUGUUGAUGUUUGCCCAUUAUGCUAUCGCCGUUGUACUUGCCUUGAUCUGUGGUGGAUUAUUCUACCAAGUUUCAAACACAAUUGCAGGUUUCCAGAACAGGAUGGGUCUAUUCUUCUUCUUUGAAGCUCUGCUUGGUUUCAUGUGUUUAACUUCUUUGCAAGUAUUCUCAACUGAACGUAUUCUUUUCAUUCGUGAACGUGCUAAUGGUUAUUACUCACCUGGUACUUAUUUCUUUGCCAAAGUUUUGUUUGAUAUCAUCCCAUUACGUGUUGUACCUCCAUUGAUGAUGGGCUUGGUUUCUUAUUAUAUGGUUGGUCUGGUCGAAGGUGUACCUCAAUUCUUCAAGUUUUUGCUUGUCUUGGUCUUGUUUAAUUUGACUGCUGCUGCUCUUUGUUUAGCUAUUGGUGUUGUCUUCAAAAAUCUGUCAAUGGCAAAUCUGUUGAGUGUCUUGGUCAUGUUGUUUUCUAUGCUUUUUGCAGGUUUAUUGCUCAACAAAGAUAGCAUGCCUCCAUGGUUCUCUUGGCUCAAAUAUCUUUCAUUCUUUAAUUAUGGUUUGGAAGCAUUAUUAGUGAACGAAAUGCUCUAUUUACAGCUUGUCGAGGAACGCUUUGGAUUAAGCAUCGAUGUACCUGGUGCAACUAUUUUAUCGACAUUUGGUUUUAACGCAAAACAUUACUGGAACGAUGUCAUUUGCUUGGCUUCCAUGUUCACUGGAUUAAUUGCAUUUGCAUUUAUUUGGCUUGUUUUUGUCGUAAAGGAAAAGCGAUAA
This is a messenger RNA of Gilbertella persicaria, 2973 nucleotides long. RefSeq lists its product as uncharacterized. The record is from RefSeq and is a predicted model, not a curated record. Gene Ontology annotation, cellular component: membrane. Lineage: Eukaryota; Fungi; Mucoromycota; Mucoromycetes; Mucorales; Choanephoraceae. Gene Ontology annotation, molecular function: ATP hydrolysis activity; ATP binding; ABC-type transporter activity. The coding region runs from base 1 to 2973 and encodes 990 amino acids. The transcript has 9 exons.